Messenger RNA from Mercenaria mercenaria, 1335 nucleotides. Its product is annotated as neurogenic locus notch homolog protein 1-like. Bases 105 to 1148 code for a protein of 347 amino acids. The record is from RefSeq and is a predicted model, not a curated record. The transcript has 11 exons. Lineage: Eukaryota; Metazoa; Mollusca; Bivalvia; Venerida; Veneridae. Gene Ontology annotation, molecular function: calcium ion binding.
UUACAAUAAUACGAUAUAUAUUAACAACAAUCUGUCAGUUUGUUUUUAUCUUGUUGAAUAAAAGAAAAAUCUUUACUGUGGAAAUACCUUUCUGCUAACUGAAGAUGCGGACAAUGUUAAUUUCAAUCCUGGUUAUUGUAUUGAUAACUGUUUGGUCCAGAGAGGCCAAUUCAAUGGCUGCUAAGGCUAAAGGUGACAAUCCUGGAAAUCCUUAUACAGGAAACUGUGACUUGGAUUCAGAUUGUCCAGCUGGGAGUGUCUGCAGACUUCCAGGAUUCGGUGAUGCAAAUGCUGCGGCACAGAAGAAGUGCUAUCCUUGUCCAUGCGUGAAUGGUGUAUGUGUAUUUGCUUCUUCGCCACCACGUCAACAAAACAUGCGAGAUGAUAUUUUCACUUGUGAUUGCAAUCCUGGUUGGACUGGACCUGUGUGUGAUCAAGAUAUUGAUGAAUGUGCAUUAAAUACCGACUGCUGUCAUGGUACGUCUAGCAUGUGCACCAACACAGUUGGGAGUUAUACUUGCAGCUGUAGCAGAGUGGACUGGGCACUAGGGACAGAUAACUGCGAAUGUGUCGACCUUUCGGAGACUGUUUUUCGUGUUCAGACCGGAAACGGCCAAAAUACCGUCAAUGCGUGGGUUAAUGGUGGAUCCGGAACAACAAGUGAUCAAAGUUGCAUAUCCACUAGCCAGUCUUCAGGGUGCUCUAAACAUUACAGAAACCCUUCUGUCAACAACUGGAACACGUUGAAUGUCAAACAGGUUCGCUAUUCAUUGUACAAGAAUGAGAAGGAAGUGGCCUACGUGUUGUUCAAUGGCGAAGAAAGCAAUAUGAUCAACUGGUUUACACGCUCAAGGAUAAUUAUCAGCAGUUAUGAAGACAUAACUGAUGCAAGUGGCUGGAUCCUUUUUGGCAUUGAUCCUGGAUUUCAGGAAAGAAAUUUCAUCAUACAACACGAGGUCGGAAGUUGCAAAUAUGCUGAUAUAACCCACUUCCUCACGGUAGACAGAAAUGGUUGCUGUUGUUAUUACGAUAAUUUUGGAAAUAAUCCGUAUAUCUGGUACAGUGUCGGGACAACAGCACACAGUACGGGAAAUAGAUCUGCCUUUGAAUUUGCUGACACGGCAAUGAUCAGCAUCAUACAACACUAAAAUGUAAACAGUCUACUUAAGGAUUUAUCAAGAGAGUAUAUAAAAUAUGCAGAAUGCAAAAAACAAUAUAAGCAAAUGGCAUGUCUAUACGCACUGACAAAUGCCUGGAGCUGAAUAACCUCAUGAGUAACAACAUAAAAUGAAAAUAUUUCUUCAUAUUGUACUGAAAAAUAAAAUGUUAGCAUAU